UCCCUACCCGUCACGGCUUCCUUCCUUCCGUUCUCUCUCAUAGUCAUCAUAGCGUUGGAUUCCUUCAUUUUCUGAACAAGGCGAAGCUAUUAGCCCUAGCCAUGCAUACUUACGCUUCGCCCCCCGAACAAGAACAGUUCAUCGAUAAACUGGAGAUUUUCAAGAUCCAAGGCAGAGAUAAGCGUGGGCGAAAGGUGCUUCGCAUCAUAGGGAAGUUCUUUCCUGCUCGAAUUGUGAGCGCGGAGGUUCUGAACAAGUAUCUGGAGGAGAAAAUCUUUCCUCAGUUGGGAGAACGGCCAUUCUCGGUGGUUUACGUGCACACCAAUGUUCAGAGGAGCGAAAACUUCCCUGGAAUCUCGACUCUGCGAUCAAUCUACGAGGCUCUCCCUAUCAACGUCAAAGAGAAUCUCGAAGCCGUUUAUUUUGUUCACCCGGGCCUCCAGUCCAGGCUUUUCCUCGCUACCUUCGGUCGUUUUCUCUUCAGCGGAGGGUUGUACGGGAAGCUGAAAUAUGUUAGCAGGCUGGAAUUUCUGUGGGAACACGUCCGGAGAAACGAAAUCGAGAUCCCGGACUUCGUAUACGAUCACGACGAGGAGCUGGAGUACCGUCCGAUGAUGGAUUACGGGUUGGAGAGUGACCACCCGAGAGUGUACGGCGCACCGACGGUUGAUUCUCCGGUGUCUAUGUACUCGAUGAGAUGUAUCUCAUAAUAGAAUGCGGAGAGGGGGCAGCGGUGGUGAGGAGUGGAGUGGUGAAGGUUUUGAAACUUGAAAAAAAGUCUUGUCUGUGGGCUGAAUUCGAUUUUCUCUGCAACUUCUGCUAGUCUGCUAGGGAUUAGAUGGAUAGGGUUGUCCUUUCUGGAAUUGUUUAGGGGAAUUUCGAGGAUAUACAGAACUGUAAAUAUAAAAAAUUGUAUUAAUCACUGUGGUAAUAGACAGGAAAGAACCCUGCUUCCUGACA
Molecule: messenger RNA, 960 nt
Organism: Nelumbo nucifera (sacred lotus)
Lineage: Eukaryota; Viridiplantae; Streptophyta; Magnoliopsida; Proteales; Nelumbonaceae
Product: SEC14 cytosolic factor family protein / phosphoglyceride transfer family protein
Source: RefSeq, a predicted model, not a curated record